CGACUGACAGGCUGCCGGUCAUAGGAUGUGGGGUUACGCAUGGGGCGUGAGAAAAUAAAGUGUGGGAAAGAGUGGGCGUCGCGGUGUAGUAAAACAUUUGAUAUUGUAUGUAGUGAACCGAACACUUACGAAUGCAUGCGCCAGUAGCAGGCAUCAUUUCGUAUUGUUGUUGUGUGUGUGAUAAAUAAGUUGAGUUCACGGAGCGAAAAGGUUGCAAUGUGUGAGGAAGAGACCGACGAUUGACCGGAGAUCUCGUGGGAAACGACCUUUGUUAUGUAUACUGUUAUAUAGAUUAGUUAAACAAAAAAUCAGUUCGAGAAUUUAAUCGCACGCGAUAUGGGAGUCACUGGACUCUGGCGUCUCAUUGAGCCUGCCGGCAAACCGGUGCCAGUAGAGACACUUGAAAACAAAGUCUUGGCCGUGGAUAUUUCAAUAUGGUUGCAUCAGAUGGUGAAAGGAUAUCAAGAUGCAAAAGGAGCUCCAGUUGCCAAUGCUCAUCUUAUGGGUCUCUUCCAACGACUUUGCAAAUUACUAUACUUCCGAGUUAAACCUGUUUUUGUUUUUGAUGGAGGUUUUCCAGAUUUAAAAAAAGAAACAAUUGCCAAAAGACAAGACAACAAAUCAAAGUAUAAUUCUCAAUCUGAAAGAUUAAAACGUGAAUUAGCACUUCUUUUAGGCAAAAGAACAGCAAUCAAUAGCUUACUUGGAAAACAAAUUUCACCAAAGAAAAAUAAACAAGUGGAAAAUAAUGAUGACUUAUUCAAAUUACCGGCAUUACCGGAAAAGGAAAUAGAAUCUGAAUCAGAAUCAGAAGAUGAACAAAGUACAAGCACUUCCAGUGUAGAUUUACACACAGUUGAUCUUGAAUCUGAAAAUAUCAAGAACAUGCCCUUAAAAGAGAAAUAUGACUUACUUGUGGAACUAAAAGAAACGAGAAAAAUGAAUUCAUGGGGGAAACUUCACAUUUUACCAAAGAAAAGUGAUAACUUCUCUAAUUUUCAACUGGAAAGAUUACUGAAAAGAAGGAAAUUGCAAGAAUGUCUGGAGGAAACAGAAAAGGAAAUGGGUGAUGGAUGUAUGUCUUUAAAUGAAUUAGAGUCACUACUUAAUGAAGAAGGCAUUGAUACAAAAAUCGAAAGUUUGCCCAGUCGUCGUAUAGCUUCUAAUAAUACAACUAGAUAUUUAUUUAUAAGUAAUGUUCAACAAGCUUUAGCUGAUGCCAAGAAAAGAGAAAUUGAUGCCAUUAAAAAAACAGAAACAAGUGAACCUGGUGGCUCUGCACAGACAACUCAAUCAGACACAAGUAAACCUGGUAGUUCUUCAGAAAAUCAGGAAAAUAAAUCACCAAAGCAUGAUGAAUUAGAAGAUGAUCUGCAAAAAGCUAUUCAAAUGUCAUUAGAAUGUAUGGAUGAGAGUGAAACUAGUGUCUGUGCAUCUAAAACUGAUGAAUCAUGGACAUCAUUCUUAUCAGAUUCUGAUUACAGUGAUGAUGAAUGUGAUGGUUUCGGACAGCCAGAUAUGUCAUCAGCAAAAGCUUAUAUAAAGCAGUAUAGUGACUUUACACAUAAAGCCAUAGAUAAUUUAGUUGCUCCUAAACAAAAACCUAAAAUUAAAUCAAAAGAGAAUAAUAUCAAUAAAAUAAUAGAGGAACUUGAACAAGAGAAAACAAUUAUUGAGGACAACAUAUCAUUAAUGUCUAGUGAUGAAGGAGAUGAAAUAGACAACAAAGUGAAGAGUUGUAAACAUUUAAAAUUAGAAACUACAAUUGCUGAAAAUAUUAAUGAAGUUGAAUUAGCCAGCAACAAUAGGUCUCCCUUAAAUUCAACAAACACUGAAAAAUUUAAAAUUGAGGACAAUGUAAUGAAUGACACCCAAGCUUCAGUGAUACUUGUUGAAAACUCUGAGAACCAAGUUAUAUCACUUGAAGAUAGCUUAGAUGAUGCGUCAGAAACAAAGAAAUUUAAAUUUCCUAUAGAAAAAGAUGAUCAUGAAUUAUCAAGUUCCAGUGAAGAUGAAUUUGAAGAAGUAUCUGAUAAUGAUCAAAAACCAAAUAAACCAACUAUAGAACUGACUCUUAAUAUGGGAGAAAAAAUAGAAAAUGAUAUUUUUGCAGAUAUUUUUGAUAGAGAAAAUGAAAAGGUGUUAAAUACUACAAACAUGGGCAAAUUUUCUGAAUUCAAUGAAACAAAAAACAUAUCAAAUGAAUGUACUAACAAGAAUAAUGAAGAAAAAUUAAAAGCAAUAGAAAUAAAUAAAGUACCCCCCCAUCCAAUCCAACCAGAACCUUAUGACAAAAAUAAAGAUAAUAAAAAAACUACUAGUAUUAUUGAAAAAAGUGAUUCAGGUGCAGUUGUUUUUAAUAAAACAACUGUUGAUAAAAACGAUAAUAAAACUACAAUACCUGAAACCAGAAUUAAUGAAUCGAUUAAAAAAACAAAUGUACCUGUAAAAGAAAAUAUAUCAACAGAAAACCUCAACUCCAUGGUGACUGAAAUUGAAAUUGAGGAAGAGGAACUACUUCAAGAAAAAGGACGUUUAGACCGAAUAGGUCGAAAUAUUACUGCAGAAAUAACCAAAGAAGCACAAGAACUGCUUCAAGUUUUUGGUAUUCCAUACAUUGUUGCACCUAUGGAAGCAGAAGCACAAUGUGCUUUUCUAGAAAAUGUGAAACUUACUGAUGGUACAAUAACAGAUGAUAGUGAUAUAUGGUUAUUUGGGGGCCAAACAGUUUAUAAAAAUUUCUUCAAUCAAAAGAAACAUGUUCUUCAGUAUUUAAGUGAGAGGAUUGAAAAGUCUUUUAAUUUAACUCGAGAGCAGUUAAUACUGUUAGCGCUAUUAGUUGGAAGUGAUUAUACAACAGGAGUAGCUGGGGUUGGUCCAGUUACUGCACUAGAGAUACUAGCUUCAUUCCCUUUCAACAAAAAAAAGUUACUCAGUGAAUGUUCCAAUAAACAGGCACUUUAUCAAGAGAUUGUCACUGGCUUACAAGACUUUAAAAAAUGGGUGAAAGCAGGAAAACGAACCGAUAAUGUAAAUUUAAAGAAAAAGUUAAAAAAUGUGAGCCUUGCUGAUGAUUUUCCUAGUGUGAGAGUGGUUCAGGCAUACUUAGAGCCAAAUGUUGAAAAAAGUGAAGAUAAGUUUACAUGGGGUGAGAUUGAUAUCACCAUAUUAAGGGAUUACACAAAGGCUAAGUUUGGAUGGUCACAAAAUAAGCUAGAUGAAAUUAUAAAACCAGUAUUAAAGAGGUUACUUGAGAGAAAAACACAGAAAACUGUUCAUGAUUAUUUCAAAAGAAAAAUAGAUGUAGAAACAUUAGAGGAUCAAAUGAGUAAGAGAGUUAAAGCUGCAGUACAAAAAAUGGCACCAUGCCAAGUGCAAGUUAAUAAUGAAGAAACAGAAAAUAAUGUAAAACUCAAGCGGAAGGGUAAAAAAAGUACCAACACAAAUGCUUUGUCUAAAGCUAAAAGAAGCAAAAAUGAAGAUGAACUGAAAAAUAUACAUGAAAUUGUUAAAGCAUCCACAUCUAAUGUAACUGAGAAUAAAAUUGAUGUAACUGUUCCUAAAACAGAUCGAUAUCAGGAAAUCAUACCGCAAAGAGAAAAAGAUAAACAAAGUUUAUUGCAAAAUAAAAUGAAGGCUAUAGAAUUGUUUCGAAAAACUAAAAUUGAUAAAAGAAAGAAGACUACUAGAAGAAAACUUCCCGCACCUAAAGAAAAGGCGGAGUUGUCCGAAAGUGACAGUGAUUAAUAUCUUAACUAAAUUAUUUAAUUAUAAAACUAAUAUAUGAUGUAGUUUUUAACUCUGUUAGACGUGUUCUUAAUAUAUUUUGUGGCUGUGAAUUGCAAAUUGUGUACUUUGUUAAAAUAAAAUAAGUUUAUAAAAUA
Molecule: messenger RNA, 3884 nt
Organism: Vanessa atalanta (red admiral)
Lineage: Eukaryota; Metazoa; Arthropoda; Insecta; Lepidoptera; Nymphalidae
Gene: mus201
Product: DNA excision repair protein ERCC-5
Exons: 7
Coding region: 337-3747 (1136 amino acids)
Biological process (GO): nucleotide-excision repair
Cellular component (GO): nucleus
Molecular function (GO): single-stranded DNA binding; DNA endonuclease activity
Source: RefSeq, a predicted model, not a curated record